Alternaria alternata is the source of this 1530-nucleotide messenger RNA. RefSeq lists its product as hypothetical. The transcript is spliced from 2 exons. NCBI's taxonomy places the organism in Eukaryota, Fungi, Ascomycota, Dothideomycetes, Pleosporales, Pleosporaceae. The record is from RefSeq and is a predicted model, not a curated record. The coding region runs from base 282 to 1403 and encodes 373 amino acids.
CGGUUACCACGGGGAAGCCAGAUCAGAGGGGCACUAUUGAAGGCGAUGCAUCUAGCCAGGAACUCGGGUUGUCUCUUUGGGUUAUGCCAAUGGCACUGUGGGGAGAGAACUGGAUAGGGCCCCGCUCGACGCUAAUGCAAGGUCGCUCCCGUUCGCGUCGACGGGUGCCACUGCUUGCCUCCGCGCCCGACCUCGCUGGUGAGAGUUAAGAAGGCGGCCGUCCCGAUGGCGCAUGACAACAAACAACACGCUCUGGUCUCGUCCGCCUGGCACAUGUCACCAUGCCUCUACACCUGCUCGGCAAGAAGUCAUGGAACGUAUACAAUUCCGACAACAUAGCGCGUGUCAAGGCCGACGAGGCUGCCGCUGCCGCACGCGAAGCCGCCGAUGAGCAGCGCAUGCAAGAGCUCGAUGCUGAACGACGUGCUGCCAUUCUCCGAGGUCGAACGCCCCCACCUUUGCCAGAAAGACAAGCCGGCAAGACGUCAGAAUCAAGGCGCUCAGGACACGCAGAUGAACGCGGACACAUCAGGAAAAGGAGGAAGCUCGCUGGGGAGGAUGAUACCGAUCUGGAUAUACGCAUGGCCAAGUCCGUCACGGCGCGACCUGAGCAUGACGACAAGGACGCUAGAGUCCUGAAGUUACGGAGCACUGCGAGUGAUGCCCCGUUGCAAGAUUAUGCCGGCCACAUUGACUUGUUUCCGGUAGACAUGAAAGACGCCCUCAAGCGUCAGAAAAACGCAGAAGCGGAACAGGAGAAGCGCAAGAAGGAAAAGGUCAUCGAGUCCCAGUUCACCAUGCGCUUCUCCAGUGCGGCAGGAAGGGACGGGGUCAGUCGACCCUGGUACGCUGCCGUACAUUCGCCCAAGCAGAGCGCUGGAGACAAGAAGGAAUUGUCAAUCUACGAAGGCUUCGUGAACAAGGACGUUUGGGGAAAUGAAGACCCGCGCCGUAAAGAAAGAGAGCAGGCCCGUAUAUCCACAAACGACCCCUUUGCCUUCAUGCAGAAGGCACAGGCACAAUUGAAGAAGUCCAAGCAGGACAGGAAACAAUGGGCCGAGGAGCGCAGUCGCGAAUUAAUGGAGCUACGAUCAGCUCAGGAACGCGAGGAUAGGCGGAGUAGACAUCUCAAGAGGAAGAGGCGAGACGUGGAAGACAGCGAGCAUGGCACUCCCAAGAAGGGCAGUGCGUCAUCGCGCCACAAGCAUCGCCACACAAGUCCUAGCCAUAGCCGUGACAAGCGUGAGCCUAGGACUUCCACGCACAGCCGUGACAGGCACGAGCAUCGGGAGUCGCAUCGCAGCGGCGAGCGACGAGCCCAAAGCAAGAGUAGAGAGCGCGCUGGUGAUCGUCACACCCAUCGUCACCAGCGGACCGAAGAUUUUGAGACGGCUUUUAUAUGAGAACGAAGACAUCGGGUACCAAUAGUCUUACAUCCAAAUGGACCAUCCAUGCGACCAAUGUUGCGUUUGCUCAUUCUCUAACCUGCUUUUUUUGUGACCCUAUGUCUGACAGUGAACCCGUCGGUUA